CACACCAUCAUACUAAAAGUGGGAAAAGGGAGAAAAGAGGGAUGAAUAAGAACCCACAUCUCCUUAUCUUUCCUCCCUCACUUUCAUCUCCCACCCAAAUCAAACAAAAAAAUACCCUAAUGUAAUUCAUACUUAUUGACUUGUAUUAUGUUAUGUGUAUCAGUGUGUAUAAAUAUAUGCAUAAACAAAUACCCAUCCAUCCACCUCCCAUUUUCCAUUCUUCCAACGUAGCUUGUAUUGUAGUAGUAGCCUUGCUCGGCGAGCCCUCGUGGGAAGAAUCUCAAUCUCUCCUUCUCUCUGUUCCCCUGACCUGAAUCCCUCCUUCUAUUCAGCUAGCUACACCACCACCAGCUACUCUGUUCUUCUUCAGUUCUUCGAAGACGUUUCUUCCUUGUCCACCAAGCGUGAACUAGGGGCCGUUCUCCCAUACCCUUUUCCCCCAUUUCUCGCUUAAUUCAAGGACUCGUCCACGAGGUUUUCAUUUCUUCCACGGCCUUCUUUCCCCCUUGAAGCAGGGGAAGGGUACAGUUAAAGUGGGAGGGCGGGGAAGAAGAAGCUUAGCCUAGCUAAGAUCCAGUACAGUAAGCUCAUUAUCCAUGGCGAUGGCGGGCGGCGAUCAGAAGAUGCAGAAGAGCUACUUCGACGUCCUCGGCCUGUGCUGCUCGUCGGAGGUGCCACUGGUCGAGAACAUCCUCAAAUCUCUCGACGGAGUCAAGGAAGUCUCUGUUGUCGUCCCCACCAGGACCGUCAUCGUCGUCCAUGACACCUUGCUGGUUUCCCAGCUCCAGAUUGUGAAGGCGUUGAACACGGCCAGGUUGGAAGCGAACGUAAGAUUGGACGGAAGCAGUGUCGCCGGCGGUGGGAGCUACAGGAAGAAAUGGCCGAGUCCGUACGCAAUGGGGAGUGGGGCCUUGCUGUUGAUUUCGCUUCUCAAGUUUGUGUUCCCGCCGAUGAAGUGGGUCGCCGUCGCUGCCGUCGCCGUCGGGAUCCCACCUAUCCUGCUCAAAGCCAUCGCCUCCAUCAGAAACUUGAGGCUCGACGUCACCGUCCUUGUUCUCAUCGCCGUUAUAUCAACGUUGGCCAUGAAAGACUACACAGAAGCAGCCACCGUGGUAUUCCUCUUCACUAUUGCCGACUGGUUGGAGUCUAGAGCAAGCCAUAAAGCCAAUGCAGUGAUGACUUCUUUGAUGAGCAUCGCACCUCACAAGGCCACCAUAGCCGAGACAGGGGAAGAAGUUGACGUCAAUGAGGUGAAGGUGAACACGGUCGUGGCUGUCAAGGCCGGCCAGGCCAUCCCGAUAGAUGGAAUCGUGGUGGAUGGGCAGUGCGAGGUCGACGAGAAGUCGCUGACUGGAGAGUCCUUCCCGGUUCCUAAGCAGAAGGAUUCGACUGUCUGGGCUGGGACCAUCAACCUCAGUGGCUACAUCAGUGUGAAAACCACGGCCCUGGCUGAAGACUGUGUGGUGGCCAAGAUGGCGAAGCUCGUCGAAGAAGCUCAAAACAGCAAGUCCAAGACGCAGAGGUUCAUUGACCAAUGUGCUCAGUACUACACUCCAGCAAUCAUAGUGAUAUCAGCAAGUCUCGCUGUAAUUCCUCUGGCUUUGAGGGUUCAUAACAAGGAGUACUGGUUUCAUUUAGCACUUGUCGUGCUAGUGAGCGCAUGUCCAUGUGCUCUGGUCCUCUCCACGCCAGUUGCAACAUUCUGUGCACUCACAAAGGCAGCAACUGCUGGUCUCCUCAUCAAAGGAGGCGAUUACCUCGAAACCCUUGCCAAGAUUAAGGUUCUUGCGUUCGACAAGACUGGCACCAUCACGAGGGGGGACUUCGUCGUUUCAGAUUUCAGGUCUUUGAGUGAUGAUUUCAGCAUAGAGACAUUGGUUUACUGGGUGUCGAGCAUAGAGAGCAAGUCUGGUCACCCGAUGGCGGCUGCACUGGUCGAAUAUGGCAGGUCGAUUUUGGUAGAACCAAGUCCUGAAAACGUGGAUGAAUACGACAACAUUCCUGGUGAAGGCAUUCAUGGCAAGAUUGAUGGAAGAGACAUCUACAUUGGAAAUAAGAAGAUUGCUACCAGAGCUGGUUCAACAACUGUUCCAGCAGUUGAAGAUGGUGGGAAGGGAGGAAUGACAAUCGGAUAUGUCUACUGUGGAGGAACCCUCAUUGGCACAUUCAAUCUCUCUGACAGCUGUAGGACCGGGGUGAAAGAAGCAGUCAACCAGCUCAAGGCAAUGGGGAUAAGAACUGCUAUGCUUACAGGGGAUAGCCAAGGAGCAGCCAUGCAUGCUCAGCAACAGCUAGAGAAUGCUCUUGAGGAAGUCCAUGCAGAGCUUUUACCUGAAGACAAGGCAAGGAUAAUAGGAGACUUCAAGAGAAAGCGAGGGCCCACAGCAAUGGUGGGAGAUGGUGUGAACGACGCCCCUGCUUUAGCCACUGCUGAUAUCGGUAUUUCGAUGGGCAUUUCGGGUUCUGCACUUGCCACAGAAACUGGACACGUGAUUCUCAUGUCAAACGACAUCAGGAAAGUGCCGAAAGUCAUCAAGCUGGCAAGGAAAGCUCAUAGAAAGGUGAUUGAGAAUGUUGUCUUUUCAAUCUUCACAAAGGGUUCCAUCCUCGCUUUGGCAUUCGCCGGUCAUCCACUGAUCUGGGCUGCUGUUCUCGCUGAUGUUGGCACUUGUGUGAUUGUGAUUCUGAAUAGUAUGUUGCUCCUAAGAGAGAGCCACAAGCAUACUGCAAGUCAUACCCACAAGCAUAAUGCAAGUCAUUCCCACAAACAUGCUGCAUCACAUAGCCACAAAGACCAUCAUCAUAAGGAACAGAACUGCUGUUCGAAUCAAAAGACUGAAAAGGUAUGCCACUCUGAAAAGACUAAAUGCUGCGCAUCAAAGAGCCAGACUAACCUUCAUACAGCGAAAUCUUGUGAAGAUGCUAAAUGCAUGAAAUCAACAAGCUGUGGAGGUAAGAGUGCAAAAGAAGAUUUGGAGCACUGCCAUAAAGUGCAGACAGACAGUCACAACAACCAUGGGUGUUCACGAGCACACCAGCCAGCCCCAUGCACUGGCACAGGGCAUCAUCAGUCUGAAAAGGCAUGCCAUUCUCAGAAGACUCAAUGCUGUACGCCAAAGAGUCAGCCUAGCCUUCAUACAGCAAAAUCUUGUAAAGAUUCUAAGUGCUUAAAAUCGGAUGGUUGUGGAGGGAAUGAUGCAUCUAAGGAUUCUAAGCACAACCAUGGGUGUUCAAGUACUCAUGAGCCAAGCUUAAACACUUGCACACAGAAUCAUGAAAGCGAAAUUUCAGUAGAAGCACAUGGAAGCUAUCGAAGAGAAGAGAACUUGCCAGAGCAGACACACUACCAUACUGCACAUUGCCAGAUGGUCACUCAUGAUGGCAGUGAUCUCAAUGACUCUACCAGUGAUCUGGAAAAGGGAGAGGCCAUAGCCAUCCAUGGGGAUUGCCACUUCAUCCAUUGCGAUCAUGUUGAUAUUCAUAGGAGUGAUGUUCCAUUAGAGAACAAGAGCACUGCAGCAUCCAGUUGUUGUAGCACAGAAGUUGAACCUAACCCCGAUUGUUGUAAAAGCAACAUCAACCCUUCUGAGAGCUUCAGUUGCAUGCCAGUGAGUUCUUGCCAUGAUGCAAUUUCAAACAGCCAUCAUUGCAGGAACUCAGAGCAAAGGGAGAUUGACAGUUGCUGCAAGAGCUACAUGAGAGAAUGUUGCAGGAGAAAUGGGCAUUUUUCUACUGGCUUAGGUGGAGGCUUAUCUGAAAUAGUCAUAGAAUAG
Messenger RNA from Linum tenue, 3773 nucleotides. The record is from the annotation of a GenBank genome assembly. Lineage: Eukaryota; Viridiplantae; Streptophyta; Magnoliopsida; Malpighiales; Linaceae.